Molecule: messenger RNA, 799 nt
Organism: Girardinichthys multiradiatus
Lineage: Eukaryota; Metazoa; Chordata; Actinopteri; Cyprinodontiformes; Goodeidae
Product: proline, histidine and glycine-rich protein 1-like
Exons: 4
Coding region: 131-511 (126 amino acids)
Source: RefSeq, a predicted model, not a curated record
CCUGCCCUGAUGGUUUGAUGAGGACUUCUUCAGAUUAAAGGUGCAGCAGUGCAUAAAAGAGGCUGCAGGUUUCAGCUGAAUCAGGAGAUCAUCUGGAACCAGAUUCUGUAGUUUCAGUGGAUCUCUCAGAAUGUACGGCCAGAACCAAGGGAACCAGUUCCCAGGUGGGUACCCCAACCACCCACAGCAGAUGCCAGGAGGUAACCCUGCUUUUCCUCCACCGAUGUCUAACUGCCCUCCUGUAGCUGGGCAUCCAGGACACCCGGGACAUGCUGUACAUCCUGGACAUGCACACGGACCUGGGCAUGGCCAUGGUUCUGGUCCUGGACACUGCCAAGGUCAGUGCCAUGGACAUGGACACAAAGAUAAGAAAAAACACAAGCACAAGGACAAGGAUAAGGAUAAGCACAAGGACAAGCAUGGCCACAAACAGGGCCAUAGCCACAAGAAGGGAAAGGACAGCCACGGGUCCGGCAGCAGCAGCAGCAGCAGCAGCAGCGACUCUGAUUGAAUGGAAAAUUCUCAAAUCUGGAAGAACAGUCAGUUCCUGGAGUCCUGCAUCCUCCUACAAUUUACCGAUUUUAAUCUCAGUUGUUUUGCACUUUAAAAAUACAGACGUUGUCAAUAAAGACAAAUAAUCUGGCUCCUGUCAGAAAAAGUACAAGUCAGAAUUUGUGUCACUUUUAUUAUGUGACACAAGUACUUUUCUUCAAGAAAAACCUGAUGUUAGUCAUGGUGGUUGUGAUUUUCUGAGUUGGAAAAAGUAAUUUUGGUGCAUAAUAAAUGUGAAUAAAUAUUG